AUGAGUGCUCCUCCAGUCCAAUACGCUCUUCGCUCGCUCAAGCAGCUUGGUCUCGUCUCUGGGCCGCCUGCAUGGGAGCCAGUAGCAUCUUUCCAGAAGCCUGAGAACGCUGUCAAGGUGUUCCGGUAUUCUGACGACGGGCGUUACUUCGCAUCUGUGUCCAAUACCACUAUUCAGGUUCUUGACGCCUCAACAGCGGCCGUCGUGUCGGAAAUCGCAGCGAAGGGUAUCUUGGACAUUGCUUUCUCGCCGAAGGGCACCCAGAUCCAGUCAUGGGAGAGGCAGGUCAAGCCGGCUGAGGGCGAGCCGCCUCAUCGCAACUUGCGGGUGUGGGACUCGGUUUCCGGUCAGGAGCUGGCGUCAUUCUCGCAGAAGUCGAUGGACAACUGGGCGCUGCAAUACACGGCGGACGAGAGCAAGGCGGUGCGUUGCGUGACGAACGAGGUGCACGUCUACAAUCCUAGCAAUUGGGAGGCGGGUAUCGCCGACAAGGUCCGGCUGGAGGGCGUCACGAGCGGCGCACCCGCUUCGGUCAAAAUCCACGGUCUCAGCACUCUCAGCGUCGCAUCCGGCUCUAAGACGUUCUACAAGGCCGACAAAAUCCAGAUGAAGUGGAACAAGUCGGGCACGAACUUGCUCUUCCUCACUCAGACCGAAGUCGACAAGACCGGCAAGUCGUACUACGGCGAGACGAACCUCUACCUGAUGAACUCGGCGGGACAAUUCGACUGCCGCGUCACGCUCGACAAGGAGGGCGGUAUCCACGACUUUGCCUGGUCGCCCAAUGAUCGCGAGUUUGCCGUCACCUACGGAUACAUGCCCGCCAAGACGGUCAUCUUCGACCAGCGCGUCAAGGUCAUCUCCGACUUUGGCCUCAGCCCUCGCAACUUCAUCUCGUACAACCCGCAAGGCCGCCUCCUGUGCAUUGCCGGCUUUGGAAACCUUGCGGGCCAGAUCGACAUCUACGACCGCCAGACGCUCAAAAAGGUGACGACUUUCGAUGCGCCCAAUACGGUCCAUUGCGAGUGGAGCGCCGACGGUCGGUACCUCAUGUGCGCGACGCUUAGCCCGAGGUUGCGCGUCGACAACGGCAUCAAGAUGUACCACUUCACCGGCGGUCUCCUGCACGUCGAGCAGAUUGAGGAGCUUUACCAGGCUUCGUGGCGACCGGCGAACCCCGAAUGGUACCCGAUGAGCGGCCCUCUCGAGCCGGCACCGAAGGCUUCCAUCGCCGUCGCCGCCACGCCCGCUCCCAAGCCCGCAGCUGCCGGCGGAGCCUACCGUCCGCCUCACGCCCGUGGCACCCUCACCCCGACCGUCUACAAGCGCGAGGAUGAGGGAGGCGCGGCGUACUCCGGCUCGAACGGCGCCAACCUCUUCCCUCAUUCGCAGAGCGCGAACGGUGCGGGCUCGGGCGGCUUCGGCCAGCGCGGUCGUCGCAACAUUCCUGGCGCGCCUCCUGGAGCCGGGCAGGGAGAGGACCCGCUCGCGAACCGGCGCAAGAAGAAGGGCGGCAAGAAGGGCCAGCAAGCGGACGGCGCGUCUGCUUCAGACUCGGCACCCGGCAGCGGCGCAGCGACGCCUCAGCCCGCCGCACCGCCCGUCCCCGAGCCUGCACCCGAAGUUGCGCAGGAGGCAACGCUCUCGCCCGAGGACAAGAAGCGCCGCGCGAUCAUCAAAAAGCUCAACGCGAUCGAGCAGCUCAAGGUCAAGAAGGCUGCGGGCGAGAAGCUCGAGCUGACGCAGCACAAGAAGCUCGAGAACGAAGCCGAGUUGCGGAAGGAACUCGAGGCGCUCGGCGAGUCGAAGUAG
Molecule: messenger RNA, 1812 nt
Organism: Rhodotorula toruloides NP11
Lineage: Eukaryota; Fungi; Basidiomycota; Microbotryomycetes; Sporidiobolales; Sporidiobolaceae
Product: eukaryotic translation initiation factor 2A
Exons: 10
Coding region: 1-1812 (603 amino acids)
Biological process (GO): translational initiation
Cellular component (GO): cytosolic small ribosomal subunit
Molecular function (GO): protein binding; ribosome binding; translation initiation factor activity
Source: RefSeq, a predicted model, not a curated record